AUGGAAACCACGACACAAACCGCUACAGAACCUAAGGCAGACGAUCGCCCCGAUCAAGCCGCUGUACCAUACCGCGGCCUUCGUCUUCCUGCGGUUCCUGACGAUCUGGUCAUUCCCGGCAUUUUUGACAUCGAAUGUGACGAACGUCUUUGGGUUCCGCAGGCCCCGGGGGUCUGGUUCCGUCCGCUCCUGUUUUCCGUCUCUGGGGGCUACUUUGUCAACAUUCUUCGCGUCCGCCGCUCUGGCAUCCUCUCUCGACAUCGUCACGCCGGCGCUGUUCAUGCAACAGUCUUGAAAGGCAGAUGGCACUACCUUGAGCAUCCAUGGUGGGCCACUGAGGGAGGCUACGCAUAUGAGCCUCCGGGAGAUAUUCACACGCUCGAAGUGCCGGACGAUGUGAAGGAAAUGGUUACAAUGUUUCAUGUAACGGGAGCGUACAUUUACGUCGAUCCAGAUGGAGUGCCUGUCGGUGUGGAGGAUGUUUUCAGCAAGCUCAACAAGGCGAAGAAGCAUUAUGAGGAGGUCGGGCUUGGGGCGGCGUUCGCUGAUCAGUUUGUGCGUUGA
This is a messenger RNA of Colletotrichum chrysophilum, 564 nucleotides long. RefSeq lists its product as uncharacterized. Bases 1 to 564 code for a protein of 187 amino acids. The transcript has a single exon. Lineage: Eukaryota; Fungi; Ascomycota; Sordariomycetes; Glomerellales; Glomerellaceae. The record is from RefSeq and is a predicted model, not a curated record.